UGGGUGAGGGGGCACAUACGGUGGGUCAAGCACUACGCCCCAUGGCCCAGGAACUACGGCUGGUGACCUUCGCUCUGGCUCUGGCUGACUCCCAUGCUGAGGUCGACCUUGAUGCCCCAGCUUACCUCCUCGAUGGGGAUACCAUACUCCUUCAAGAUGCCAUCGACUCCUUUGACCCUAGCAUUGAGUUGGAGCCGAGGUUGCGGAUGGCGGUGGUGGUUGCGGCAACAGAACGGACGCUGGCGAGGCGGCUGCAAUGCGUGGAGGAGGUGUACGGGCAACACCUGCGACGCCUCACCUCCGUCACCCAUUACCAGUACGAGCUCCUCUUCGGCGGCGUCGCUCCUAUACUGACGCAGUCCCAGGACCUGCUUACUAGGUUGGAGGGGACCAUAGCCACCUGGGACCCGGAUGAGUCUUGUCUCGGUCCGUUGUUCGUAGCUGAACUGUGGGAACAAUAUGAAGAGUACUUGGACCAGUACCAGGAGGCAGCCAGAGUCCUCCGGGAGAAGCACAACAACGAUGAGGAGUUCGUGGCCCUGUGUAAACUGAGGCGAGGCGCGGCCAAGCACUCCCUCCCUCACCUCCUGCAUUUACCGAGGAAGUGCCUGGCUUCUAUUGAUCUUGGCUCGGCUCUCGAUAUAUUCAAGCCAAGAGUGGUGAAUACUUGGCCUGGGUACACUACCAACGGCCUUCACGCGCCAGAGGUCAAUGUGAUUGUGGUACGCAUGCGCAGGGGGUCGCAGCGCCACAUAGCUUGUAAACCAUACUUCACCAGAGACCUUGAGGAGUUCCAUUAG
This is a messenger RNA of Homarus americanus (American lobster), 800 nucleotides long. RefSeq lists its product as uncharacterized. The record is from RefSeq and is a predicted model, not a curated record. Lineage: Eukaryota; Metazoa; Arthropoda; Malacostraca; Decapoda; Nephropidae. The transcript is spliced from 7 exons. The coding region runs from base 42 to 800 and encodes 252 amino acids. Gene Ontology annotation, molecular function: guanyl-nucleotide exchange factor activity.